Molecule: messenger RNA, 3193 nt
Organism: Actinia tenebrosa (Australian red waratah sea anemone)
Lineage: Eukaryota; Metazoa; Cnidaria; Anthozoa; Actiniaria; Actiniidae
Product: transducin beta-like protein 3
Biological process (GO): endonucleolytic cleavage in 5'-ETS of tricistronic rRNA transcript (SSU-rRNA, 5.8S rRNA, LSU-rRNA); endonucleolytic cleavage to generate mature 5'-end of SSU-rRNA from (SSU-rRNA, 5.8S rRNA, LSU-rRNA)
Cellular component (GO): 90S preribosome; small-subunit processome; nucleolus
Molecular function (GO): U3 snoRNA binding; protein binding
Source: RefSeq, a predicted model, not a curated record
CUAAGAUGGCGGAUGAAGAAACAGUUCUCUGAAGGUCGUCUCCAUAAAAUCAGCUUGUAUUUCUUGUCCAGUAAUCGUUUUAAGCUCUGUAUUUUUAGUAAUAAUAUUUUUACACAAUGUCUUCAUCAUCCACAACAAUAUUGAAGUCAAACUAUGAGAUUACCUCAAAGAUCGAGGCCCUGUAUACUGGAGGGAAAAUUCAGUUUUCAGGAGAUGAGGAGUAUGUCUUCUGCUUAUGCACUGAAAAGGUUCAGGUUGUUCAAGUUGACAGUGGAAAAAUUGUCCAUUCUUUGGAAGAGGAAGGAGAUGUGAUUUCUUGUUUUGCUUCUUCUCCUGAUGAUCAAUAUUUAGUGACAGCUGGUAAGAACUUGCUCUUGAGACAGUGGGAUUGGAAGGAAGGCAAGCAGACAAAAACCUGGAAGGCCAUCCAUGUCGCUCCAAUCUCUUCAAUGGUGUUUGACUCAACGUCAACUCUUCUUGCAACAGGGUCAAGUGAUAGUACAAUAAAAGUCUGGGAUAUUGUAAAACAGUACUACACACACAACCUGAAGGGAUCCAAAGGUGUUGUUAGUCUGGUACAGUUUCAUCCUAACUCCGAGGUAUUGCAGCUUUUUUCUGCUUCUGAUGAUUGUAAAAUAAGAAUCUGGGAUCUUAACAAGAGUAGGUGUAUAGUGGUUCUAGAGAGUCAUUUUAGUGUCGUCACAUCUCUUGCAUUCAAUUCAUCCCAUAAGACAAUGAUAAGUUCAAGUAGAGAUAAUGUCCUUAACAUGUGGGAUCUUGAAAACAUUCAUCAACCAAACAGAAAACCACCAAGAACAAUACCAUGUUAUGAGGGCGUAGAAUCAGUUGUCAUGGUAACAGGAGACCAGAGCCUGCCUGGAUUUAGUGAUAAAGAUGGAGAAUGCUUUAUUACUGCAGGAAGUAAAGGUCAGCUUCGAUUCUGGAAUCUAAAAACUGGCAAAUGUGUCCACACACUGUCUGUGAAGGAGAGCUUGAACAUUGAUGAUGACAAUUCACAGCAUAUUGUUCAUGCUACUUUAUGUGAAAAGAAGAACAUGUUAUCAGUCGUCACUUUUGAUCAUAAUAUCAUGAUGUAUGAUCUACAGACACUCAAGAAAACAAAACAGCUUGUAGGAUAUAAUGAUGAUAUCUUGGACAUGUGCUUUGCUGGACCUGACAAUAAACAUCUAGCUGUUGCUACUAAUAGUAAUGAUAUAAGAAUAUAUGAGAUGGAUACAUUGGACUGUAGGAUCCUGUCUGGGCACUCCAAUAUCGUGUUAUCUCUUGAUGUGAAUACUGAUGGAUGCAAGAUUGUUACUGGCUCAAAGGAUAAUGAAGUGAGAAUAUGGAACAUGGAUACAGCAAACCACUACAGCUGUGUUGCUGUUGGUAAAGGUCACACUCAUGCUGUCAGUACAGUAGCAUGGUCAAGAACAGGAGAUGAGUUUGUAGUCAGUGGAAGCCAAGAUUCAACCAUCAAAGUCUGGACAGUACCUCAGUCAAAUGCUGACUUGUCUGUUGCAAACAUGAUAGUUAAGGUGACUGAGAAAGUGCAUGACAAGGAUGUCAAUUCAGUUGCAGUUUCUCCAAAUGACAAGCUUCUUGCUACUGGAUCUCAGGACAAAACAGCCAAGGUAUGGCGUACCAAAGAUGGUACUCUGCUGGGUACGUUAAGAGGCCAUAAAAGAGGGGUAUGGUGUGUACAAUUUUCACCAGUGGACCAGUGCAUUGUUUCUGCAUCAGGGGACAGCACCAUCAAGAUAUGGGCCCUGUCAGACAUGACAUGUGUCAAGACAUUUGAAGGUCACAGCAGUUCUGUCCUGAAGGUGAUGUUUGUGUCCAGGGGAAUGCAGCUUGUGUCAAGUGGAUCAGAUGGCUUGGUGAAGCUGUGGACCAUAAAGACAAAUGAAUGUGUCAAAACGUUUGAUCAACAUAAUGACAAGGUGUGGUGUAUUGCAGCUAAUAGGACAGAGGAGUUACUUCUAUCUGGCGGCGCUGACUCAGUAAUCAAUAUAUGGAAGGAUGUUACCCUAGAGGAGCAGCAACAAGCUCACGAGGAAUCAGAAAAAACGAUUUUAAUGGAGCAAGAACUUUCUAAUCUUUUAUACGAUAAAAAGUACAUUGAUGCUGUUGGACUGGCUAUUACACUGGAUCAGCCAUGGAGGGUUUUGAAAAUAUUCAAAGAUAUGCUGUUAUCUCAAGAAGGACGAGAACAGCUUGAGCAUACCAUUAAGGCUUUAAGGGAAGAUCAGAUAGAUGCCGUAGUACGAUAUAUUGUUGAUUGGAACACAAAUGCAAAGAAUACCCACACAUCACAGACAGUUCUUUCAAUCAUUUUGAAGAGUAAGUCACCUUACGAUCUCAUGGAACGACCCAAUAUAAAGGAGACUAUUGAGGCUAUCCUGCCUUACACAGAAAGACACAUGAGAAGAAUGAACCGACUCUUACAACAAUCUGAAUUUUUGGAAUACACAUGGCAGCGAAUGAAAUUGUCAUCUGCCACAGAUAGUCAUUUACAAAGCACACAAGCCUCGACGUCCGAAAGAACCUGUGAAGAGUCUACUUCUAGGAUCAUUCCAUCACCACCAUCACCAACAUCAACAACAAAAGUAACAGAUAAGACAGUAGAACCUGCUGAUGAUCCCGCCAUCAAAAGUAAAACACUUCAAGUCUUUAACUCGUUAGAGAAAGAAAAUAAGGAAAAUGGAAAAAUUGAUUCUGAGAAUGAGGAGAAAAAGGAUGAAGAAUUAAGCGAAGAAAGUAAAAAAACGAGUAAAAAGAGGAAACUAGCAAACGAAGUGAAGGGGGAAAAGGAUAAAGCGAAAAAGAGAAAUACGAAAACCCUUCAACAAGUAGCACAUUGACCUUCUAAUAAGCCUGAAGCGAGAUGACAUUUUACCCCCGUCUCUAUACCAUAAUAGUUUUUAAAAUUCUUUCAUAUAAAUUUUUGAUUCCUUAGAGAAUACAGGAACAAUAGUCAUAAUUAAAGAACAAAAGCAGUUUGAAAAGGAUUAUGGUCUCGAGACGGGGGUAAAACGUCAUCUCGCUUCAAGUUUAUCAAUGUAUGAAUAUGAAACAAGGCAACAUCAUUGAUGUAAAAUAAAUAGAGUGCCGUGAUUUUACUUCGCCCGUGAAACAAGUUGUAUUACUUAUUAACUAACAAUCAAAAUAAAACAAAAAAGUGAUGGGAUUA